AAACACGAUAAACUAAUGUUAUCGCUUACUACCCAACCAUGGCAUCAUUAGGGAUGCUUUCCUGACAACUAGCUGGCUAAUGUUACUAAUUAGCUUGUUGCUAGCUAGGUGGAUGGAUGGAUGGAUGGCUGGCUGGCUAGCUAGCUAACGUUACUCAAAUCAGAGUUAAUUCAUCGUGACUGUGUGGCCAAUCGGACAAGCUAGUGAUUAGUUUACAAACUGUUAGGAUUAGUUAGUGAACCGGUACCUUGUCGAUCUAAGUUAACGCAAUCAUCCACGACUAACUAGUUAUGUUGCUACAAUACUACCACGGAUCUGUGCAAAACUGCUACAAUAGCUAGCUAAUUAUAUAUUUUUUAAUUAAAAAAAAUGUACUUCUUGCUGAUGUGAAACAUAAGGUGCAUAUCAACGUAUGUUUCGAAAAUCGGUUUGAAAGCGAUAAUUAUUCACUUUUCUAAAUGCAAACAGCGUCGGGAUUGUAGUUCACAUGGAACCAAAUAUGGGCGAAUGUAACUGUUUUAAACCCUAGCAACAUUCGGAGUAGGGUUUUUGAGAGAGCUAUGUUGCUGCUAGCUAGCUAGCCAGCCAACUAUCGUUAGUUAGCUAGCAGCACAAUAUAGCCAACUACCGUUAGUUAGCUAGCAGCACAAUGUAGCCAACUACCGUUAGUUAGCUAGCAGCACAAUGUAGCCAACUACCGUUAGUUAGCUAGCAGCACAAUGUAGCCAACAACCGGUAGUUAACAAGCAGCACAAUAUAGCCAACUACCGUCAGUUAGCUAGCAGCACAAUGUAGCCAACUACCGGUAGUUAGCUAGCAGCACAAUAUAGCCAACUACCGUCAGUUAGCGAGCACCACAAUGUAGCCAACUACCGUUAAUUAGCUAGCAGCACAAUAUAGGUAACUGGUUACUGUAGCAACAUUGACUGAGAGCGAUCCGGAUUUUGCAACUUGUCUGCUUGCUCCGAAACCAUCCGUCUAACAAUGUAAUAAGCUAGCUAGUUAUCCUAACUAAUUCAUUUUCUUUCAGGGAUUUCAUAAAGAACAUUUAACUGAUGAUUGACUGGGCCUGUUAGCUACCCAUUGGCAACAAGCUCUUAUAAACAUCUGUCAUGCUGUUGGGCCAUGCCAUGGUGGAAAUAUGGGGUUGUCCACAUUUACAAAUCAUUGACAGAGCCUGCAAGUCGGUCCACAUGACCAAUCCUGCUAGCUAGCUGGUUUAGUAGCUACAGUACAGCUAAAAUGAUAGGUCUAUAUUUUUUUCACAUGAACAGAGAGUGAGCAAGGUAACCUAGAAUAGGACCCAUGUCUAUACCAUUAGUCAGCCAAUGCUUACGAAAAUGUCAAUAGACCAGCUGUUUCCAAGUAGGCUAACACUUGUCUUGAAAGUUAUUUUGGAGCCGUUUGUUUGUUUGUUUACACCCACACCAGUCCAACACAGAACAUGUGCUUUUUAACAUGCUUAAUUACCUGUUUCUGGUAGGAAAACUAUUUCCCUCAUAUUGUAAGUCAUAUAGGUCAUAUUUCAUAGAAAUCUGGAAACACUACAUAAAUGUUUAACUAUGACCAUAGGAGUUGGCAAGACUGCACAGAGUAAUGCUCUGUUUGAUAUCUCCGGAACUUCCCACUGACUAUGUCCCGCCUACAUUUGCAAUUUGGGCAACUCUGGCUACUAUAGCAUUUGUCACAUUAGCUGAAACCUAACCCUUUCUCUUCAAAGAUUCUCUCAGACAAAGCAGUUUUCAGGCCUGGCCAUGCAUGGAUGGUUUCUACUGAGGAGCUGAUAAAGUCAGCACUUAGAGAAAAAAUAAAAUAAUACAUGGAUCAAUGUGUUUAGUUUGGAUGGUCAAAAAGAGAUUCACCUGACUUUGUAUACCAUAUGUUAGGGGCCUACUGGUUAAAAUUUUGGAUUUUGAAACUGCACAGAAAUAGAGCGGGGACAUUUGUUUUUAGGCCUAAAUGUCAUGGGUGUUGUCCACUGACUGGUUCUGUGUGGCUGGCCUGGGAUGACCUGUCGAGGCAUUGGUUUUGUUGUGGUGUGCUGUUCAGUCCCUGCGGGGUUCUGUGAUUCCAAAGUGUUUAGCAAAAUGAACAAUGCCCUGCAUAUUAUGAGGGCUUGCAAGUUGGACCUAUCACUGCACUAUUUCUGCAUAGAAGAGGCAAAUCAUUGCAAUAUUAUCACAUAAAUGGACCCAUCAGCACAGUACAAAAAGGGGGCUCGCAAUUUCUACCAAUCACUGCAUAAUAUGGCUAAAUCAAGCCACGUCAACAAACAUCUUCCCUCAUCAGUGUAUUUUUGCAAAAAAUUCAUAGCAUCUUGCCACGCAAAAUGUCAGGAUUGCUGCAGCAAAAUCAACUAUUUCCCCCCUGCAAAUAUAACAAAAAAUCCGGGAGUGACUGGCUGAUGUAGUAAUUGUCACCAAAGUUGUUAGCUCUCCCAGAUGAGCACAGUGACACAACUAUCUGGGUGGGGACAAAAACUAAUUUCAAACUAAAAUACCGUUCAAAAGUUAGGAGUCACAUAGAAAUGUCCUUGUUUUUCAAAGAAAAGCACAUUUUGUCUAUUUUUAAAAUAACAUCUAAUUGAUCAGAAAUACAGUGUAGACAUUGUUAAUGUUCUAAAUGCCUAUUGUAGCUGGAAACACCUGAUUUUUAAUGGAAUAUCUACAUGGGUGUACAGAGGCCCAUUAUCAGCAACAAUCACUCCUGUGGCAUGUUGUUAGCUAAUCCAAGUUUAUCUUUUGAGAGGCUAAUUGUUCAUUAGAAAACCCUUUUGCAAUUAUGUUAGCACAGCUGAAAACUGUUGUCCUUAUAAAAUAAUCAAUACAACUGGCUUUCUUUAGACUAGUUUAGUAUCUGGAGCAUCAGCAUUUGUGAGUUUGAUUACAGGCUCAAAAUUGCCAGAAACAAAUCACUUUCUUCUGAAACUCGUCAGUCUAUUCUUGUUAUGAGAAAUGAAGGCUAUUCCAUGUGAGAAAUUGCCAAGAAACUGAAGAUUUUGUACAACGCUGUGUACUACUUCCUUCACAAAACAGCGCAAACUGUAUCUAACCAGAAUAGAAAGAGUGGGAGGCCCCGGUGCACAACUGAGCAAGAGGACAAGUACAUUGUUUCUCAAACUAGAUGCCUCUCAAGUCCUAAACUGGCAACUUCAUUUAAUAGUACCAGCAAAACACCAGUCUCAAUGUCAACAGUGAAGAGGCGACUCCAGGAUGCUGGCCUCCAUUCCUUAAUAUUGGAUGUUUCCGUUUGUUUGUGCGCCUUGUCUCCAAUGAUUGGGACAGUUUGAUUAUGUAAUGGGUCUGGAUUAUAUAGUCAGUUGGUCACAGUUCGUAUUCCACAGUUAGCUACGGUCAGCAAAUAGCAUGUUACACACCCUCAUCUGUGCUUUUUACAUUGCUUACAAAGUGUGAUAAUGCCCUAGUUGUGAUGGCACAGCACUGACGCUGAUUUGCAAAUAUUUGUGGUUCAGACUCAGUCUUACACGGUCUCUAAUAACAGUAACAAGGUUUAUUUGCUUUAUGCUGUUAGGCUAUACUAUAGGCUAGUCAGAGCUGCAGUCCUGGUUGAAGCCUUGUUACUUAGCCUGAAAAGGUGUCUGUGAAUGUAUUCGUUAGCGUUUCAUUGGAAUGGGCUCGUAGUGCUUGACCUGUCCUCUUUACCGAAGUAGAUACACUCAUGCAUACACACAUUAAUGCUUGCACACUGUACACAUACACAGGGUGCUCACGCACACACUGCAGACUGAGAGGGAGUCAUACUUCUGGAAUCCAUCAUUCAACAGUACUGUCAUUGUUUGCUGUGGCAGGUUUGCAUCCUUAUAAAGAUUAAAGAACUGAACUGCCACACAGGAUCAACUUAAGGUCCUCUGUAAUGGGUGAUAAAGCAAGGCAUGCAGAAGGUGUGCUUAAAUGCGGGGCUGGGAGAUUGUGGUGUCUCGGGGUGUGAGUUUGUGGCGUUGCAAUUUGUGUGUGUAUUUGAUGAUGUGACCGUGUUUGAUUAAAUGCUUGAGUGUGUAAACUGACAAGGUGUGUGUGUGUGUGUGUGUGUGUGUAACCUUAGCUGACGAGGUGUGUCUGUGCACCCUGGCUGUUUUGCUGCAGUAGUGAAUAGUGGUAAAUGAUUCAGGGCUCUGCUGCCUGUCUGUAGUCUACCGUGACUCUGAGUCCCAAAUGGCACCCAAUUCUCUAUAUAUCACACUACUUUUGACUGGGCACCAUAGUGUGUAGUGCACACUAUAGGGUGCUAUUUAGGAUGCAACCUGAGACGGGGAAUUUCCUCUUAUCGUGCCUCUUAUCUUGCCCGUCGGCCCGGUGCGUCUCAUCGCUAGCUGCUGCUGGGCGUUAAACCGUGGCAUUGGGCCGGUGACAGCGAAGGUUGUUCCUUUAUGGCCAAGAGGCUGAGGGAGAGGAAGCUUUAACGCUGAUGACCCAACACCUACUUCUUCAUGGUGCAGGCCCAGGGUAUCAUGUUGAGGGAUAACGUGAGGACCAUUGGCCAGAUGAUCAGACUCUACACCAAUAAGAACAGUACCCUCAACGGCACAGAUUACCCAGAUGGCAGUAACUCCAGUGAAUAUAUGGUUCAACCAACCACAUACCUUCCUGAGAACUUCACAUACGCCCAGAACCUCCCCUGCCCAGAACGCUUACCUUCUAUGAAGGGUCCCAUAGAUGUGAAUAUGACUGAGAUUCCUAUGGAGGAGAUUGAUCUGAAGUUCUCUAAGUAUCUGGAUGUUCAGUUUGGUGGCCACUGGAGACCCAAGGACUGCAAACCACGCUGGAAGGUAGCCAUCUUGAUCCCGUUCCGUAACCGCCACGAGCACCUUCCCAUCCUUUUCCAGCACCUCACCCCCAUACUGCAGAGACAGAGACUGCAGUUCGCCUACUACGUCAUCGAGCAGUCUGGGACGCAGCCCUUCAACAGAGCCAUGUUGUUUAAUGUGGGUUUCCUGGAGGCCAUGAAGGAUCUGGACUGGGACUGUCUGGUGUUCCACGAUGUUGACCACAUCCCAGAGAAUGACCGUAACUACUACGGGUGUGGUCAGAUGCCUCGCCACUUCGCAGCCAAACUGGACAAGUACAUGUACCUUCUACCCUACAGUGAGUUCUUCGGGGGCGUGAGUGGACUUACAGUGGAGCAGUUCCGCAAGAUCAACGGCUUUCCCAAUGCAUUCUGGGGCUGGGGAGGAGAGGACGAUGACCUCUGGAACAGAGUGCACUAUGCUGGUCUGAACGUCACGAGGCCGGAGGGAGAGAUGGGUAAAUACAAGUCCAUCCCACACCACCACCGAGGAGAAGUGCAGUUCCUCGGCAGGUACAAGUUACUGAGGUAUUCCAAAGAAAGGCAGCACCUGGAUGGACUGAACAACCUCAACUAUACCCCUGAGAUCUCCCUGAGCUCCCUGUACAAGAACAUCACCGUGGACCUCCACCCUGACCUGGCCCCCAUUACAGACUACUGAACUCUGACCCCCACUGUACCUGACCUCAUCACACCCCCUCACACUCCAACUGGGACCCCAAAGCAGGGCAGAGGGGGGCUGGGGGUGUGGUGGGAGGCACACCGUGUAACGCUGCCAAGAAACCUUACUCUGAAGAAAAUGUCCAACUAAAAUAUGAAAGCGGAAGGGACAUAGGGUCUGUUUAAUCGAACAAUUGUGUGUGUGUUCUGUGAGGAUUGUGGAUGUUGAGAUGGGGUGUGUGUGUGUGUCUGCAUGUCAAUGUGUCCAUGCUGGCUUUAGCUACUAAGCUACUUAACAUCAACAUGUCAUGAUUCAGUAUGAGGAGGGAGAGGCAGUGUUUUCACAUCAGAUGUUUACUGCAAAGCCUUAAAGUGUCAGGCUCAGCCUCAGAACCAUGGCUCUCUGGUUGCCUCCCAAAUCACACCCUAUUCCCUAUAUAUUGCCCAGGGUCCUUAGUGCUCUGGUCAAAAGUAGUGCACUAUAUAGGGGAAAAAGGUGCCAUUUGGGACUUUGCCUUUAUCUCACAGCUCAGCACAGUUUUCACUUUUAACAUCUCAGUACCAUCACCUUACAAGCCAACAGACAUUUUGUGUCUUCACUUUAUAUCAUUUUUACACCGGUUAAAAAAAAAAAAAGAAACAUAUUCCUUAAAGAGGACAGGCGCUAAGUGAAGGUGACUUAUUUGUGAUGUACAUUUUCUGAAAUGGUCAAAUGUUUAUUUUUUUCUUCAGUUUUUGCCUUUUUUUAACAGAUGUUUUUAAAGCACUAUCCUGUUUCUCUGUGUCACAUGAGUGUUUUGCUGUUCCUUUGCUGCACUGCUGACACGCAUGAUGCACAGAGCACGUAUGUAAAUACUUGACUCUUCAAGCUCGAGCAUAGAACACGUAUGUAAAUAUUCAGCCUUUUAAACGCUCAGAGCCUGUUGUUAUUCCAGUGGAUUUUAAUUUUGUUUUGGCAGCUACCUUCCUGAGGACUUACCUGGUUCUUCCAUUUAAAUGGAAAGAUGUUCUAACAAUAGGUGGCUUAAAAAAGAAAAUAUACCAAUCUCUUAGGCUGACAUUUUGCAUGCCUUAAUUUAUUUUAUUACCAGAUGAUUUUUUUUCUUUAAUUAUAAUUUAUAUCAUUUUGAGAUGUCUAUAUUUUGUUCCAGUUUAGCCUUUUGUGUCUUUUUUUCCCUCGAGGUGCACUGCGUGAAAAGACUGAUGUUAUGGAGGGUGUUCCUGUACAGAAAGACAGGUCAGAGGUCUAUAGUCGCUCUGGUCCAGGGUGUUAUGUCAGGCUUGCUGAGCCUUCAACAGCAAGCCACCUGCAACAACCUGGAGCAGAGCUUAAGACUGGAGAUUCUAAAGCUGGAUGUCAUUUUUCCUCUGGUAUUUGUAGUCUGUUAUUAUGGAGGAGUUUAUACAGUGUGGACAGUGUGUUUGGUACAGGAUUAUGUUUCAAGCGUGUGUGUCUCAUGUAUUAGGUAACUGGACCAUGUGUUUGAGCAUAUGUUAGGUGUCUUUAAUGAGUGUGAGCUUGCAGAUUGGCCAGUGUGUCUGUCUGAACCAAUAAUUUAUAUAUACACUAGAUGACUGACGUCAGGCGAGGUUUUGAAGCUACCACCACUCCAUCUUGGCACUACGUCUACAUCGCAAAAAAAAUAUAUAUUUUUGAAACUGUAGAAAGGCAUUUAUUCAUGUUUAGCUCACAAUUUAAAAGUAUGCAUUAAGUGUGUAAUAGAGUAAACAUACAAAUAAUUUGUUUUCCUUAAAGUAUAAUUUAUUGAAAGUUCUAAUGCUACUGUCCCCAUUACUACAACAAAAAUACUUGUAAUUUUGUCCUGUGUAGAAUUUCAUUCAUUCCUAUGGAGGACUGCUUCUUCUGGAGUGCCAAUAUUACUGACCGGUGGCUUCAAAGCCUCUUACUGGCCAAUAGCAAUCCAGGGUUUGUAUACAUUAUUGGUCUGAACUGUGGCGUGUUCCUAAUAAGCGUGCAAGGCAUUGAGAGGGGCCAGAAUGAGAGAACGGAAGCUAAUGCUAACAGCUAACCCUGUUCUUGAAUGGUACAGACUGCAACUUGGGCCAUAAAGACUUGAAAUUCUUAAAUAUUUAGCACUAAUAUUAGCAAGGAAAAAUGUAGGAGGAAUUUUAUUUUUUACUUAGCGUUUUUUUCUUGUACAUAGUUGUUUCUCAUACACUUCAUAUUUAUGCAUAGAUGUACUUUUCUGUGUUAUCCUAGUGAUUUGUUCAUUUGUCAAGUGUACUUCUCAAGUAGAACUGCUCUAUCCAAACAACCCAGGUUUUCUCCAUCACAGUACUGCAAGAAUGCAGGAGAACGAGAGUGUGAAUCAAACUGGGAUACUCCUGUCCUGCUCCAAACAUGGGGUUUGUUGAAAAUGGCACCCUGUGUCCUAAAGUGCACUAUUUUUGACUGGACUCCUAUGCAUCCUGGUAAAAAGAAGUAAACUAUACAGGGAGUAGGGUGUCAUUUGGGACGUAGCCUUGCACUCUCGGUCCUGUCACUCUUGUAGUGCUGGGGAGGAACAGUCAUUUCUGCUCAUAAGCUAAAGUGGUUAACAAAGCACCAGGCUAAAGUCUGUGUUUGGUUUGGCUCCGACAUGGCUACAAUGGUCACAUAAGACCUCAAUGUUGUAUUUCUGACCAAUCAGAUGAGGCGAGACAGAAUCUAAAAAGACAUGGUAGUAAUGACAUUCUUUUGGAGGUGGUCAACCGUGCCAAAGUUCCACUUCUGUUACCCAUUAUCAUCAUUCUACCUACCUCUCUUCUGCACUUAUCUCUACUCGUUCCCCUUUUCAUUCUCUUCCCAUGAUCCUCUAUUGUGUCUCAGUAACUUGUCAGUGUUGAGAGAAACCUGACAGACUAGUGUUGAUCAUAGGGAUCAGGGUCAAGGUAUUAAAAGCGAUAUACCUAUGACAUACUGUAUACAAGGUAUUUCUCUGUAUAUGGCUCUGGGUAUAGGUCAGUGUUUGGGGCUUCUCUUGUGUUAUGCCUUAUGCUCCAUAACAGAUCUUUGCAAUGUUGGAUAAAUGCUCUCGUUGUUUUUAUACGUUGCAGAAGAUGUGAGCAGCCUAGCUGUCGUCCCUCUUUUGAGGGCAUUAUGAGUUACUGUAGCAGAGACACUGAGUCGGUGGCUUCUUUCUCUGGAUCCCGUCAUCUUACUUGCUACAAAGGAUCCGCUUCUUUUUAUCUAAUCCUAUUAUAUUGUCUCUUUCACUUUGUUCAGGGAACAGUUUGAAGAGAUUAAUUAUGAAAAGCAUCCAUCACUGGAGCUGGUCUAGGAUCAGUGUUCUGGCUGUGUCCCAAAUGGCCACACCCUCUGUUGUACAUUAUUUAUUGUUAUUGCCUCUGGGGGGAGGGAAGGGUAGGUUAGGGGGCCGCCGGGCAGUGUGCUGGCUACACCCGGUCACAAGUGUUUUGGUUUACACCCCCAGCUGACCUGUGAGGAGGGCAAGGACCUCCCUCACCCUUCCUACUGCCUCUGUAUUGUUUGUUUUUUCUUCUUUAAAAUGACUAUAUUCACCACUACACAGUAAUGUGGACUAUUACAUUUUUGCAGUAUUCAUAUUUGUGCCUUUUUCCCUUUUUUUCUCGGUUUUCACUUUACAUUCUUGCUUGAAAGGUAAAGGUUUGGAUUGUUUUUGAACUGAAGUUAGAGUGCACUUUUUUCAAAUUCAUUUUUUUUUCAGUCAGUUGCUCUGAUUAAGACGCACGAUACGUUUCCAUGACAAUGGGCUGAGUAGGUGUGUAUCAAUGAUUGUCCGUAAUCAAUUUUUCUGCUGUUCAGAGGUCUGGCUGCUUGGACCAUGUACAAUCCUCUUGAAUCCUCAGCUCUCCAGUCUCCUCAAUAUGCUCUGCUCUGUUUGAACAAAGAGUCAUAACUGGAGCCAGAGGGCAGACUCUCGCGUUACUAUCAUCCGCCAGGAAGUGCAGAAUGAUGCAGAGGAAGUAGUGACUUUUAAAAUUAGUGUCACCUGGUCUACAAAUCAUAAAUUCUCAUUUGAGGUCAGGCAUAUUCAUUUCGACUUUGUGGGUUUGUAAUUUUUAGAUUGUUCUGAGGACACAGUUGUGAAAAUAAAAGACCUUAAUUUGUUGUAGCGCCUUCUCAUGCGCCACACACCUUCUCGCAGUUCUGUCUUGUUCUGCAAUUUUGUUGCCUAUAGUCAUGUGCUAUAAUUCCCCCCAGACAUCAGACAACUUUUUACAUGGUGAAGCCGACCGGUUAGCCAUCUUGUCAAUCUUCCACAAUCUUUGGUAUAACAGCCAGUAAAAGAGUACUAGAGUUGAACUGUUAGACUUUGUAAAGUUGUUUUUCUUUUUGUCAACAAAAGAUGAAUAAACAACUUCAUUGCCAGGUUCUGGGAAACA
This is a messenger RNA of Oncorhynchus masou masou (cherry salmon), 9831 nucleotides long. It is a transcript of the gene b4galt6, whose product is annotated as UDP-Gal:betaGlcNAc beta 1,4- galactosyltransferase, polypeptide 6. Lineage: Eukaryota; Metazoa; Chordata; Actinopteri; Salmoniformes; Salmonidae. Gene Ontology annotation, cellular component: Golgi apparatus. Gene Ontology annotation, molecular function: UDP-galactose:glucosylceramide beta-1,4-galactosyltransferase activity. The coding region runs from base 4448 to 5464 and encodes 338 amino acids. The transcript is spliced from 9 exons. Gene Ontology annotation, biological process: carbohydrate metabolic process. The record is from RefSeq and is a predicted model, not a curated record.